Engraulis encrasicolus (European anchovy) is the source of this 1294-nucleotide messenger RNA. RefSeq names its product transcription factor HES-1-B-like. The annotation marks the transcript as partial. Gene Ontology annotation, molecular function: DNA-binding transcription factor activity, RNA polymerase II-specific; RNA polymerase II cis-regulatory region sequence-specific DNA binding; protein dimerization activity. Gene Ontology annotation, biological process: regulation of transcription by RNA polymerase II; anterior/posterior pattern specification; regulation of neurogenesis. The record is from RefSeq and is a predicted model, not a curated record. Gene Ontology annotation, cellular component: nucleus. The transcript has 2 exons. Lineage: Eukaryota; Metazoa; Chordata; Actinopteri; Clupeiformes; Engraulidae.
UUACAGCUUCCAAAACCAGAAGUUGAAAAAUUCAGACGAGAGAGAAUAAACACCUGCCUCGAAAAUCUGAGGGUGAUGCUUCUUCAUCACCCGGAACAUCAGGGCUUGGCAGGCAGGAGAGUCGAGAAAGCUGAAAUCCUGGAGCACACGGUCACAUUUCUGAAGUGCCAAGACGGUACCAAAAGGAGGGACGGCGACGUGGAACAAGAGUUCCAGGACGGCUACUCCGCUUGUCUGAGGAAGGCUGCAGACUUCUUGAGAAACUGCAGCAGCCAGACCGCUGUCCUGAGCUCAAGUGUUCAGAUGCAGAGGAGAACUGCACCUGCUGUCAAUCUAGCCUUUCAUUUGCAGAAGCUGACAUUCACAGUAAAGCACACCACACACAGCUCAUCUGGAUACGAGACACCAACAACAACAACGGCUGGAGGUUUGACUCAGAGGGGGCAGCCAGGACUGAGGGCUGCUCCCCAGAGGCAGAUUGUCCCUUUCGUGCAGGAUGGAGGCGUACACAGACACAGCAGCAUGGAGCUUCACUCACAGACUUGGUCUUCAGGUCAAGAUGGUGGUAUGCACACAAACAGGAGCCCAGAGGUCCACACAAAGACUAUCUCCAUCCUGCCUAAGCCACAGCUCUCUCUCACCACAGCACACCCUGCUAUCCCUGCAUCCCUGUCAGUCAUCAGCAUCAGCAACAGCAGCUGCAGCACUCGGGCAGUAUGGAGACCAUGGCCCUGAGGACAGGACAAGGACACGUGGGAGGAGGAGCCCCACACAAAUUGCACAGGAAAAGGUUUAGACAGUUUUUUUUUAAAUCCUGGAACAAUAUUUACUUCAUUCAGAAACCUUACAAAAAUGUAUAGACCAGAGGUGGAUAUCCUACGUAUAAAUCCUGAGACAAUAUUUGUUUCUUCCAAGACCCCAACAGAAUGUAAAGACUAAAGGGGGCCACCGAAGGUUUUGAGAGUACAUUUCUUCACAGCACUCUGUUUCAUCCACUGUACAAAAUGUACCGACUGCACAUUCACAAAGUAAAAGUGUUUCAUCAAAAUCUCAUACUGCUCUCUGUGUCCAACAGAUAUAUGGUAAUUUGCUCAUGACUGAAAACAUAUGAAAGUGGCUGGCCAAUUAUGAACACACAUUUAAUACCUUUACUCUUGACUAGCAGGUAGAUUGUCUAACUACCUUGUGGUUGGAAAAGGUUUAUAUCUUACACUGUUAAUGUGAUCCCUGCCUGAUGUAUAGCCCAUGUGAGGAGGCACAUGCUUUCCUCCUCAGCAAAUGUGUAUUAUGUCAA